GAGACCACCAUGGCUGAACAGAAUCAGAAAGCUUUUCAGAAGCAAAACCAUGUUUUUGGUUACAAGAAACUUGCCUUGUAUGCUGGCAAGGGUAAAAAUCUUCGCUAUGUGAAAAAAGUUGGUCUUGGAUUUAGAACCCCUAAAGAAGCUAUUGAGGGAACAUAUAUCGACAAAAAAUGUCCAUUCACUGGAAACGUGAAUAUUCGAGGACGUAUUUUAAUGGGAGUUGUACAGAAGAUGAAGAUGCAGAGAACAAUAGUGGUACGACGAGAUUACAUUCACUAUGUUACUAAAUAUAAACGAUUUGAACGACGGCACAAAAACAUCUCCGUACAUCUGAGUCCUUGUUUUAGGGAUGUAAAGAUCGGUGAUACUGUUACAGUUGGUGAAUGUCGACCUCUCAGUAAAACUGUCAGAUUUAACGUCUUGAAGGUCAUGAAGGCUGCUGGAAGUCGAAAAGAAUUCAUCAAAUUCUAAAAAACAUUAAAAUAAUCUUAAAUUUGU
Molecule: messenger RNA, 504 nt
Organism: Lottia gigantea (owl limpet)
Lineage: Eukaryota; Metazoa; Mollusca; Gastropoda; Lottiidae
Exons: 4
Coding region: 10-477 (155 amino acids)
Biological process (GO): translation
Cellular component (GO): cytosolic small ribosomal subunit; ribosome
Molecular function (GO): structural constituent of ribosome
Source: RefSeq, a predicted model, not a curated record